AUGCAAAUUGGUUCUGGUGUCGAAGUGGCGGUGAAGAGGCUAAACUAUGUUAUGCAAGAUGUCGAGGAGUUCAAAACAGAACUGAAUGUAAUUAGUCAGACGCAUCACAAGAAUCUGGUUCGUCUUUUCGGAUAUUGUGACAAGGGGCAACAAAGAUCACUAGUUUUUGAGUUCAUGAGCAAUGGAACAUUGGCAAGCUUUAUUUUUGCUGAUAUCAAACCAAGUUGGAGACAGCGAAUUGAAAUCACUUAUGGCGUUGCUAAGGGGCUUUUGUACUUGUCAAUAGAACACGAGGGAGUAGAGAGGGCAGCAAUAAUUCCAAUUCAUACAUGGUAG
This is a messenger RNA of Malus domestica (apple), 336 nucleotides long. The record is from RefSeq and is a predicted model, not a curated record. Lineage: Eukaryota; Viridiplantae; Streptophyta; Magnoliopsida; Rosales; Rosaceae.